Macadamia integrifolia is the source of this 793-nucleotide messenger RNA. RefSeq names its product nuclear transcription factor Y subunit B-1-like. The coding region runs from base 157 to 687 and encodes 176 amino acids. Gene Ontology annotation, biological process: regulation of transcription by RNA polymerase II. NCBI's taxonomy places the organism in Eukaryota, Viridiplantae, Streptophyta, Magnoliopsida, Proteales, Proteaceae. Gene Ontology annotation, cellular component: nucleus; CCAAT-binding factor complex. The record is from RefSeq and is a predicted model, not a curated record. Gene Ontology annotation, molecular function: RNA polymerase II cis-regulatory region sequence-specific DNA binding; DNA-binding transcription activator activity, RNA polymerase II-specific; protein heterodimerization activity. The transcript has a single exon.
AUCAACCGAACUUUCCAUCUCUCUCAGCAUAAAAACCACCACUAUCUCAGAUCCCUCCAUCACUCACAAACCUCAUGACCCUUUCAUUAGAAUUUUUCCUUCUAUUCUUCUUCUUCUUCUUCUUCUCUCCCUCUUCCUUUGCUCUCUCUCUCCUCCAUGACAGGAAGAGGAGAACAGAAAAACCAAAUCAGGAGCCCUCAAUCAGAAUCCGAGUCUGGUACCAUGGCUCAUGAGAGCAUCUUAGACUCCUCUAAAGACCAAGAUCAAUUCCUCCCCAUAGCUAAUGUUAGCCGUAUCAUGAAGAAAUCACUUCCAACAAACGCGAAGAUAUCGAAAGAAGCGAAGGAGACUGUCCAAGAAUGUGCUUCAGAGUUCAUCAGCUUCAUUACAGGUGAAGCCUCUGAUAAGUGCCAGAGAGAAAAGAGAAAGACCAUUAAUGGAGAUGAUCUGUUAUGGGCCAUGACAACUCUUGGGUUUGAGAACUAUUUGAGGCCUUUGAAGGUUUAUCUUAACAAGUAUAGAGAAACUGAAGGAGAGAAGAACAUCAUGGGUAGACAAGGUGACCAAGAAGCUAAUUCUAGCAGUUCUACCAGUCAAUUGGUGCCAACUGAUCAGAGAAACCUUCAGGAUUUUAAUAGUGGGUUUAAUAAAUUUGGAGAUGAAGGAAAGGUCAUCCGUUAUGGAUAAAACUUGAAGGUGGAUGGGUUUCUUAUCCAUGAAAGUGGAAGGUAUAGCUAAUCACUAUCAUAGAGUUUCAAUAGGAAUGAUUGAAAAUAUGAGUUCUAUUUUCUUA